AUGACAAAAGUACUUAUUUCUGGUGCAUCUGGUUAUAUUGCUCAACAUAUUAUCAAGGAUCUAUUGCUUCAAGGUCAUGCUGUAGUGGGUACAGUCAGAUCAGCAGAAAAAGGAAACAAUUUAGCUAAAUUGUUUAACUCCAGCAACUUCUCUUUCGAAAUUGCCAACUUGACAGAAGAGAAAGCUUUUGACAAAAUACUUACGAACAACAAAGAUGCGACAGCGUUUUUACAUACGGCCUCUCCGUUGCCUCAUAAUGCAAAUGAUAAUGAGAAAGAGUUCUUAAUCCCAGCUGUGGAGGGCACUAAAUCUGUGUUACAAUCAAUCAAGGAUCAUGGUUCCCAAAUUGAACAUGUAGUGAUAACAUCAUCCUAUAUUGCAGUUAAAGACUCAAAAAAUAACUCUCCUUUACCAUACACUGAAGAUAGUUGGAAUUCUAUUACGUGGGAAGAAGCAGCCAAGGAAAAGUCUCUUGGAUAUCCUGGAUCAAAGAAAUUUGCUGAAAAGGCUGCUUGGGAUUUUCUUGAAAAGGAAAAACCGCAUUUCACAUUAACUGCUGUUAACCCAGCAUAUGUGUUUGGACCCCAAGCUUUUGAUGAAGAAGUCAAGGAGAAGUUGAACUUUUCUGCGGAGUUUAUCAACUCAAUUGUUAGACUGGUUUCUACCGGUAAGAUGCCACAGUUUAGUGGGGCAUUUAUUGAUGUUAGAGACGUCGCCAAGGCUCAUAUUACUGCCUUCACCAACGAAAAGGCUUUUGGUAAAAGAUUAGUAUUAUACAAUGAACCAUGCAAUGUUCAGGAUAUUGUUGGCUACAUUAGAGAGAAUUUUCCUCAAUUAAAAGUACCAGCAGUUGAAGGAAAUGGGAUAAGAAACGAUCCAAAAGUGAAUGCAACAGUUGAUAAUAAAAAAACUCGAAAAAUUCUUGCUUUUGACUUCAUUGACUUCGAGAAGUCACUUCGGGACUCAAUCAAUCAAAUUUUGAAAGUCUACCCUAUUUCGUGA
Priceomyces carsonii is the source of this 1002-nucleotide messenger RNA. Its product is annotated as SDR family oxidoreductase. Bases 1 to 1002 code for a protein of 333 amino acids. Gene Ontology annotation, molecular function: oxidoreductase activity, acting on the CH-OH group of donors, NAD or NADP as acceptor. The record is from RefSeq and is a predicted model, not a curated record. The transcript has a single exon. Lineage: Eukaryota; Fungi; Ascomycota; Pichiomycetes; Serinales; Debaryomycetaceae.